Messenger RNA from Nanorana parkeri, 6861 nucleotides. It is a transcript of the gene DOCK10, whose product is annotated as dedicator of cytokinesis 10. The record is from RefSeq and is a predicted model, not a curated record. Gene Ontology annotation, molecular function: guanyl-nucleotide exchange factor activity. NCBI's taxonomy places the organism in Eukaryota, Metazoa, Chordata, Amphibia, Anura, Dicroglossidae. The transcript is spliced from 56 exons. Bases 88 to 6675 code for a protein of 2195 amino acids. Gene Ontology annotation, biological process: dendritic spine morphogenesis; small GTPase-mediated signal transduction; regulation of cell migration.
UGUAGGCUGCUUUCAGGGACAAGGAGCCACUGUUGUACAAACAUAGCAUCAACAUAGAAGUUAUUUUGUGGGCUUCAGGAUGCAGAUAUGGGCUGUGCUGCCAGCAUUGUUCUGCUCCAAGCCUUUCGGUCUGUGGUACAGAGGAGCUGUCCCCAUAUUUGCACCAGAGGACAGGAGGAUCUGUUACAUGAGAUUGUGCUACAGGAUGAUGUGGAUGAAAUAAGCAGACCGAGAACUCUGAUCAUAAUGCAUGAAAAGCCUAAACUGUUAGAGCCAUUGGAUUAUGAAUCUGCUAUUACAGAACUGGAAAAUACAUAUUCUAAUGACCCCCUGAAAGAUCUGGUGUUAUUUCCUGAAGAUGACUUUUCAGUGGAGACUAUACCACUGGGGACUCAAACAGUAUAUUCUACAGUACCUGAAGAUGCUGAACAAAAAGCUAAGCACUUAUUGGUCAAAGAGGCCUGUAGAUAUUAUAAUUCCCACUGGCACGUGGUGAAUUACAAGUAUGAACAGUACUCAGGAGACGCUCGACAGUUGCAUCUAAAUGACCCCAAGAGCGAAAAGCUUCCCUCUCAUUCAUUUGAAAUUGACCAUGAAGAAGCCGACAAGGAUGAAGAUACAACGUCUCUCUCGUCUUCUAAAGGAGGUGGUGGCGGAGGAGGAGGAUCAGGAGUUUUUAAAUCGGGCUGGCUGUAUAAAGGGAAUUUUAAUAGCACUGUGAACAAUAGCAUUACUGUACGAUCCUUCAAAAAACGUUUCUUUCAGCUGACUCAGCUGUCAGAUAACUCUUAUAUUAUGAAUUUUUACAAAGAUGAAAAAAUAUCUAAGGAACCAAAAGGAUGUAUAUUUUUAGACUCUUGCACGGGAGUUAUUCAGAAUAAACAGCUUAGGAAGCAUGCCUUUGAGCUGAAAAUGAAUGAUCUGACAUACUUUGUGCUGGCAGCUGAAAGCGAGCAGGAUAUGGAUGACUGGAUUUCUACUCUCAACAAAAUCUUACAAAUAAAUCCAGAAGGAACUAUUCCAGAAAGGAAAAGCGCAGAUUUAUGCGAUCAUAAACUCGAUGAACCAGCAGAACUGUUUGUGAGUUCUGAAACUGAAAAGGAGGAAACUGACAGUGCAGACAAUUCCCUCAAUCCUGACCUUGCAAAGUACCUUGCAGAGACUGAAGAGACCAUUAAAUCCAAUAGAAAUUCAGAACGACACAACCUUUUCUCUCUAGACCCGGAUUUAUGUGUAACAAAGCUCCAGAACUCAGCAAGUGAUUCUCUGAUAAAACCUUUGGAGGAAAAGACCACUAAGAGGAUUAUGGUAUCUUGUAAAUCUCUCACUCUGAAUCUUCAGGCCUGCCUCAGGGAAAAUGACACUGAACCAGUUACAAAUAUUGAGCCAUUUUUUGUAAACCUGGCUUUGUUUGACAUUAAAGAUGGGAGAAAGAUAUCAGCAGAUUUCCAUGUAGACCUGAACCACGACAUUGUUAGACAAAUGAUUUGCCCAUCUACAGGAGCUAUAAGGAAUGGUACGGUCUCACCAUCCACCAGUCGGUCAAAGGAACUAGAGGAGCCUCAGAUUCGUGGCUUUCCAGAGAAGUGGAUGCAGUACCCUAGACAGGCAAUUUUCUCAGUAUCCAAUCCACACGUUGAUGUGGUCUUAGUUGCCAGAAUAGAAAAAGUUCUUAUGGGAAACAUUGGCAGCAGUGCUGAACCAUACAUAAAGAACUCUGAUUCCAGUAAGUCUGCACAGAAAUUGCUGAAGACAACAAAGCAGCAUUGUAGUCGGCUGGGAAAGUAUCGGAUGCCGUUUGCAUGGACUAUGAGACCAGUAUUUAAAGACAACGCUGGGAACAUAGAUCGAGAAUCCAGGUUUUUCCCUCUCAUCAGACAAGACAGCAGCAAGAUUUCAACAGAAGAUAUGAUUAAACUGGUGGCAGAUUACAGAAGGUCAGAGAAGAUGAACAAAAUACCAAUAAUUCCAGGAACCUUGGAUAUAUUAAUAGACAAUGUGCUGAAGGAACAUUCAAAUUGUCUUACCUCAUCUUUAGUUCCAAUUAAGCCAUUUAGUGAACCAGAGAAAUGUCUGCCCACUGUGGAAGUUGAAGAGUUUGUACAGGCAUCAACCAAAUACUCUCAGCCUUUCAGAUCUUACAAGAACCAAAUAUACAUUUACCCAAAACAUCUCAAGUAUGACGGCCAAAAAUACUUUAACAAGGCAAGGAACAUAAUGGUGUGUAUUGAGUUUAAGAGCUCUGAUGAAGAAGGAAGCCAACCCUUAAAGUGUAUUUAUGGAAAGCCUGGUGGCCCAUUGUUUACAAACGCAGCCUAUACCACCAUCCUUCACCACUCUCAAAACCCAGAUUUCUAUGAUGAGGUGAAAAUUGAGCUCCCCACCCAACUCCAUGAGAAACAUCACAUUCUGUUUUCAUUCCAUCACGUCACCUGUGACAUAAAUGCAAAAGCUAAUGCCAAAAAGAAAGAGGCUCUGGAAACUCCAGUUGGGUUUGCCUGGUUGCCUUUGUUUAAGAAUGAACAGCUCACUUCACAAGAUUAUCUCAUUCCUAUUGCUGCCAGUUUACCUGCAAGAUACUUGAGUAUGGAGGAUACUACACUGGGGAAGCAAACUGGGGGUGACCUGAAAUGGGUGGAUGGAGGAAAACAACUUUUUAAAGUAUCAACAUUUAUUGUAUCAACAGUAUAUACUCAGGAUCCAUAUCUAAACACAUUUUUCCAGCAAUGCCAAAAACGGGAAGCUGAACUGUCAAAGCCCCCAUCUCCACAUUUCCUGACUUCUUGUAAGAACCUGCUGAAUAUUGAGAAGAUCCACAUGAUCAUAAGCUUUCUCCCUAUUAUGUUUAAUCAGCUUUUUAAUGCUCUGACAAAAAGUAAUGAUGAUGAUAUUAUCACUGUUAUCACCAGAGUCCUUACAGACAUUGUAGCUAAAUGCCAGGAAGAACAGCUGGAACACUAUGUCCAGUCUUAUGUAAAGUAUGUGUUUAAAACACAGUCAUAUGGAGAUCGGACCGUCCAUGAGGAACUUUCCAAAGGAAUUACAAGCCUUUUAAAAUGUAAUGAUCUAAAUACAAUUAAGCUUGUGCUGAAGCAUUCCCAGUUUUUCUUCGACAUAAUUAUCAAAUCCAUGGCACAGCACCUCCAUGAUAAUGACAUGGUGCAGGUUCAUCGCACUAAAAGGUUCCCCACAACCUUCCAUGCUGAGCUGGAAGCACUUGUGAUGAGCUUUUCAGACCAUAUAAUUUGGAAGUACAAGGAUGCUCUUGAAGAGACAAAGAAAGCCAACCUGAGCAUUGCCUGCUUUCUGAAGCGCUGUUUUACGUUUAUGGAUCGUGGCUUUGUAUUCAAGAUGAUCAGUAGUUGUAUCAGUAUGUUCAGCCCUGGAGAUGGCAAGAUUUUACAUCAGUACAAGUUUGAGUUUCUCCAGGAGGUCUGCAGCCAUGAGCACUUUAUCCCACUCUGUUUACCAAUAAGAUCAUCAAACAUCCCAGAUCCACUUACACCUUCUGACUCUACUAAAGUUUAUCAUGCUUUAGACAUGCCAGAGUACACCUUGACUGAUGACUUCUGCCGGAAGCAUUUCCUGAUUGGGAUACUUCUCAGAGAAGUUGGUCUGGCAUUACAAGAAGACCAGGAUAUCCGCCACCUUGCCCUCACAGCACUGAAGAACAUUAUGGCCAAGCACUCGUUUGACAAUAGAUACUCUGAUAAGGAAAAGCAGGCCCAGAUAGCUGUUUUAUACUUACCCCUCUAUGGCCUUCUCUUGGAUAAUAUGCCUCGUAUAUUUAUGAAGGAUUUUUUCCCAUUUACAGUGAAUACAUCCAACCAGGGCUCACGAGAUGACCUAAGCACUGCAACUGCCUCACAAAGUCAGUCUGCCAUAAAACAUGCCAUAUCUGCAGAUACCUCAUUUUCUAAAGAUGUAUUAAAUUCCAUAGCAGCCUUCUCAUCCAUUGCCAUCACUGCAGGAAACAAUGCAGACUCCCGGGCAUCACUGGCCAGCCUGGAAUCCAUCCCAAGUACCAAUGAAAAAAGUGAGAAGACUGACAACUGUGAAAAGAUUGCAAGACCUUUGUCUCUAAUUGGAUCUUCACUUCGAUUUGACAAGCUGGACCACUCUGAAACCAAAUGUCUGUUAAUGUGUUUCCUGCAUAUUAUGAAAAUGAUAUCAGAAGAUACAUUGAUCUCGUACUGGCAGCGGGCUCCAAACACUGAGAUCUAUGACUUUUUUAGCAUUCUGGAAGUAUGCCUCCAAAACUUCAAAUACUUGGGAAAAAGAAAUAUAAUAAGGAAAAUUACUGCUGCUGUUAAACUUGCCCAAACAACUCUGAACAAUGGGACACUGAAGGGCUCCUCUUCCCAGGCUGGUCUCCUGCCACAGUGGAUGCAGUCUUCAAAUGAUGGUCAUAAACACCCAAGAUCUCAGACCUUGCCCAUAAUACGAGCCAAAAAUGCACUUUCCAAUCCCAAGCUCCUACAGAUCAUAGAGCUCACUACUUCAAUAUCAAGUAAUUCUAAUGAAACUGAUAUUGUGCACCACAUUGAUUUAGAUGCCAAUAUUGCCACAGAGGUUUGUCUUACUGUUCUUGACCUUUUGUGCCUCUUCAACCAGAGCUACCAGAAAUUAUUGCUUUCUGACAGCCAAAGUGUUUUGAUGAAGAAGGUCUUUGACACCCACCUUCUUUUCUUACAAAUCAACCAGUCAGUGGUUGCUCUCCGCCAUGUGUUUGCUGCUCUGCGGAUUUUUGUGUGCGAGUUCCCUAAUGCAUUCUUCCAAGGACAAGCUGACCUUUGCGGCCCUUUCUGCUAUGAAGUUCUCAAAUGCUGCAAUCAUCGCUCACGCUCUACCCAGAAUGAGGCUUCGGCCCUUCUGUAUUUCUUCAUGAGGAAGAACUUUGAGUACAACAAACAGAAGUCAAUUGUCAGAUCACAUCUUCAGCUCAUUAAGGCAGUAAGUCAGCUGAUUGCAGAUGCAGGCAUUGGGGGCUCUCGAUUUCAACACUCUUUGGCAAUUAUCAACAACUUUGCUAAUGGAGACAAGCAGAUGAAGAAUACCCUGUUUCCAGCAGAGGUAAAAGAUCUAACCAAGAGGAUUAGAACAGUUUUAAUGGCAACCGCCCAGAUGAAGGAACAUGAGAAAGAUCCAGAGAUGCUUGUGGACCUUCAGUACAGCUUGGCAAACUCUUAUGCCAGCACACCAGAGCUACGUAGGACCUGGCUGGAGAGCAUGGCCAAAAUCCAUGCCAGAAAUGGAGACUUAUCAGAGGCAGCCAUGUGUUACGUUCACAUUGCCGCACUGAUUGCUGAGUAUUUGAAACGGAAAGGUUACUGGAAAAAUGAAACCAAUCAGACACCAAGCAUGCUGCUGGAAGAGGAAAAUACUUCUGAUUCUAAUCAAUUACUAAUCUCCAUCGGUGCAAAGAGUUUGUUUUCCAUGGGAUGGCCAGCCUUUCAGAGCAUUACCCCAAAUAUUAGGGAAGAAGGUGCAAUGAAAGAAGACUCAGGGAUGCAGGAUACCCCAUAUAAUGAGAGUACUCUGGUAGAGCAGCUUGACUUGUGUGUCGACUAUCUCUGGAAAUCUGAACGAUAUGAGUUGAUUGCUGAUGUUAGCAAGCCAGUUAUUGCUGUGUUUGAAAAGCAGAGAGACUUCAAGAGGCUGUCGGAGCUCUAUUACCGCAUUCACCGAUCCUAUCUGAAAAUUGCAGAGGUGGUAAACACAGAGAAAAGACUGUUUGGACGUUAUUAUCGAGUUGCUUUUUACGGCCAGGGUUUCUUUGAAGAAGAAGAAGGAAAAGAGUACAUCUAUAAAGAACCCAAAUUAACAGGGUUGUCAGAGAUUUCACAGAGGUUGCUCAAGCUCUAUACUGAUAAGUUUGGAGCGGACAAUGUAAAGAUCAUUCAGGACUCCAACAAGGUGAAUCCCAAAGAUCUAGAUCCUAAGUUUGCUUACUUUCAAGUCACAUAUGUCACACCUUACUUUGAUGAGAAAGACCUCGAAGACAGAAAGACAGAUUUUGAGAGGCAUCAUAAUAUCAGCCGGUUUGUGUUUGAGACUCCAUUUACGCUAUCAGGGAAGAAACAUGGUGGAGUGGAGGAACAAUGCAAGAGGCGUACAGUGUUGACCACCAGUCACUCAUUUCCAUAUGUGAAAAAGCGGAUCCAAGUUGUACGCCAAACAAGCACAGAGCUUAAUCCCAUUGAAGUGGCCAUAGAUGAAAUGUCCAAAAAAGUUCAGGAGUUGCAGCAGCUUUGCACUAUGGAUGAUGUGGAUAUGAUAAGACUGCAGCUGAAGCUUCAAGGGAGCGUUAGUGUCAAGGUAAACGCUGGACCGAUGGCAUAUGCGCGAGCUUUUCUAACAGAAACAAAUGCCAACAAUUACCCAGAAAGUCAAGUGAAGCAUCUCAAAGAAAUUUUCAGACAAUUUGCAGACACUUGUGGUCUGGCUCUGGAAGUGAAUGAACGGCUGAUAAAGGAGGACCAACUGGAAUACCAAGAAGAGAUGAAAGCCCAUUACAGGGACAUUCUGGCUGAACUCUCUGAAGUCAUGAAUGAGCCGAUCACUUAUCGAGAGGACCCAGCAAAGCAUCUUUCAGUGGAGAAACAAUGUAUUCUUCGAUCAAUCAGUAGAACAAACACGGGACUGCCAAGUACAUCGUCAAAAGCUGAUUCCUGAUUGGAACCCUCUCCUAUAUGAACUUUAUUGAUGCCACAGACUGACCUGAAUAUGAACCUCUGCAGAACUUGCCUCUUUGGGACAUAGAUUGUAAUUUUAAUUUAUUGUGUCACGACAAGUGCUCAGAGGAGUACUAGUGAUAUAAACAUGUUGCCUACACAGUGGACAAAACAGUGUUAUUAAAUA